AUGACCCAAGUCUAUAUCCUUGAUGGAGGCCUGGGCACAUCGCUCGAACAGCACUAUGGCGUAACCUUUUCACAAAGCCGCCCGCUUUGGUCCGGCGAUUUGGUGGUGUCGGACCCCGAGACUCUGCAGCGAUGCCAGCAGGAUUUUGGACAAAUUCCCGUGGAUAUUUUGCUGACUGCUACGUAUCAAACAUCUUUUGAGGGAUUCUCAAAGACUAUGACUUCGGAAUUUCCGCAAGGAAUUCCUGCUGCUGCUGUGCCGCGCUUUGUGAAUAGAGCGGUACAAAUUGCUGAAGAAGCUGCAAUUCCUUCAGUGAAAAUCGCCCUCAGCGUCGGCCCUUAUGGUGCUUGCAUGAUUCCAAGUCAAGAAUAUUCAGGAAAAUAUGAUGUGGAACAUGAUUCAGAGGAUUUACUCUUCCAAUGGCAUUUGCGUCGCUUCCAACUGUUUGCCGAAAUUCCCGAUCUGACCUCUAGGAAACGGUUCCUCGACAAGACGAAAUCGUUGCUUUAA
Messenger RNA from [Torrubiella] hemipterigena, 510 nucleotides. Lineage: Eukaryota; Fungi; Ascomycota; Sordariomycetes; Hypocreales; Clavicipitaceae. The record is from the annotation of a GenBank genome assembly.